This is a messenger RNA of Syzygium oleosum, 2354 nucleotides long. Its product is annotated as pentatricopeptide repeat-containing protein At1g06270. The record is from RefSeq and is a predicted model, not a curated record. Bases 428 to 1450 code for a protein of 340 amino acids. Gene Ontology annotation, molecular function: protein binding. Lineage: Eukaryota; Viridiplantae; Streptophyta; Magnoliopsida; Myrtales; Myrtaceae. The transcript is spliced from 2 exons.
CUACGUUGAAGUGUACGUUUUUUUUUAACGCGACUCCCGCGCAAAUGAGUUGGGGAGGGGAAGAGAGGUGGAAAGAUUGAAGAACAUGGCCGAGUCCAACACUCGAUCCUCGCUCGUUCAGCUCGGCGCCAUGGUUAGCAUCUCUCUUUCGGUAGCUAGAUAGAGCAUGAACUCCUAAAUCCCUUCUGUCUUCUCGCUUCCUUUCCUCUUGCCGUGGCGUGGUCGACCCCGUCUUUCACUUUUUCGCCGGCUCCUCGAGCAUCACCUGCUCGACGAAAUGCCCAUGUGAAGCGCGAAUGGGAAAUGUCUUCGUGGCCCAGUCCGUCGCCGCUUCAGAUUUCAUGGGCAUUUUUUGUUUAAUCUGGUUAUACGCUGUCGCACAUGUAACAUGCCUCUACUAUGAUUCAUUGUUUCUUGUGGAGUGAAAAUGAUUGCGGGAGCAAAGAAGCUGUGCAGGUCUUCUCUUCAUUUUAGCAGCCUCGUCUACAACUUUUCUCCAGUACGGUCAGUCUCUUCAUUGCAAAGUUUCGAGGAAGCCUUGAAAGCUGCCAUUCAAACCAAAAACUACCAGCAUAUCCCAGACCUUCUCAAUUCUUCCCAAGACCAAAAUCCAAAACUCUUAUCUUUUCUAUCGGAUUUCCCCCGGAACGACAGAACCCAAAUAAUAGAUGAUAUUUUACAGUCUUUUGUCCCUCUCAGACCUCGUUCUAGGCUGCGGACUGCAUACUCCUGCCUCCUUUGUUACACCCUUCAAAGUCCUGAUCCCUUUCCUCUUGCUCUUAGCAUCCUUCAACGUACCCUUCGCUCCGGCUGCAGUCCUGCUCCCCAAGCCCGUUUGUUCCUCUCUUCCGCAUGGUUGGAACAGCUAUCCCAAUCUCGUUCUGUAGCUGAUAUUUUGUUAGAUAUGAGAUUAAUUGGGUACAGUCCGGAUACGGGCACUUGCAAUUUUGUUAUAUCAUCUCUUUGUGCCGUUGAUCAAUUAGGAGAAGCAAUUAAAGUCCUGAAGGGAAUGACUCGGGCUGGUUGUGUUCCUGAUUUGGAUAGCUACGGUGCAGUAAUUGGUGCAUUGUGCUCCGCCAGAAGGACUCCCGAUGCUGUAGAAAUGUUGAAACAAAUGGUGAAAGUUGGGCUGACACCUAGGCAAGACACAGUGGUAAAAAUGCUAGCGACGUUGCGUGCGACUAAAGAGAUUCGGAAAGCAGUUGAGACUAUCGAGUUCUUGGAGAAGGAAAAUUACCCUCUCAGAUUUGAAUCGUAUGAAAGGCUGGUAGAGGGAUGCUUGGAGUGCCAUGAACAUGUUUUAGCAGGAAAAGCAGUGAUGGCAAUGACGGCCAGAGGCUUUAUUCCUUACAUUGGCAUAAGGCAAAAGGUAGUUGAAGGUUUAGCUGCUUGUGGGGAGAUGGACCUCGUUUGUGCUGUGAGACAAAGAUUUGUAGAGCUGAGAUCGUAAUGCCUUCUGAUGGGAGUGAGUGCAUAUUUCAUUUGCCAUUUUGACAUUGGCACAGUCUUUGUCUUCUUUUUUGGCUGCAUAGAUCCAAUAUUACGGCAAUUGCUGUUAUAUUCUCUUCAGAUAGUCAACAACGGAAGGCAGGCACCCUCUUUCAGCUGUAUUAAUUUGCAGUGUAUCCUAAUGCGGCUUGGCAAAUCUGUAGUUUCUUGAUAACAUACAUGCCUAUUUGCAACUUCAAAAUUAUACAGGAAACUAUUGUAAAGAGCGGGGCUGAAAUUUUAGAGAAGAAUAAAGUCUUUCCCUCUCUCUGGCAAGUAAGUCGCAAACUUGAAGUAUUGUCUGGUGAUUAACUGUUUAUUUGGAGUCAUGCCAUUGGAAAGAAGUAGAUUUUCAAAGAGACACGGGUUACAACUGAAUGGCACGGCAACUACAGUGCAGGAAAAGAUCAGGAAUGCACCUGCUCAGCUAGACGACUCUUGACAGUUUCCCUGCUUGUCUCCUAAGUUUGCUGGCUGGUUUAGGUUCGAUAUCAGAAUAAUAUUCGACUGAAGAAAAAGAAGCUGAAUUGGUCAUUGUGUAGUUAAAGCGAGCAUGGAGAGCAUUUAACAAGGCCAUUGAUUUGUAGGACGAUUCAGUUCUUACCUCAUGCAUGAGCAACAUCUGUUAUCCAGCCGAGGGUUACAAAGUUGUGCAUAUUGAAUACCAGAUAGAGCUCGCAUGCCUGUUACGUAAAAGAGAAGAACUAGAAUCGAAUCGGUGAGAAUUGGUUUCACCUGAUGAAAAUAAAUCAGCACCGUGCUCUGGAUUCGCUCGAGAUAAAAAAAAAAAAGGCUUACAUUUCCGAAGUAUCUGUGUAAUAUCAAGAUAUAAUGGUGGAUUAUAUCCGGAACCUCCAGUUCAUUGU